Planococcus citri (citrus mealybug) is the source of this 2890-nucleotide messenger RNA. RefSeq names its product BTB/POZ domain-containing protein KCTD3. Bases 188 to 2491 code for a protein of 767 amino acids. Gene Ontology annotation, molecular function: protein binding. The transcript has 11 exons. The record is from RefSeq and is a predicted model, not a curated record. NCBI's taxonomy places the organism in Eukaryota, Metazoa, Arthropoda, Insecta, Hemiptera, Pseudococcidae. Gene Ontology annotation, biological process: protein homooligomerization.
CGUAAUCACAAUGGGGAAAACAACUAUAACAACUAAUUAGUUAUCACUAUCAGUUUAAUUGUAAGUUCGCAGUUUGUAAACGGAAGUAAUUUCUUCAUUAGAGGUAUUUUUCUCGACAUUGCCCACGUAUAUUCGGUAAAGAACGAUAUGAAGCUUAAUUAAUACAGCCCAGUGGCCAUCUCGAGCAAUGAUGUAUCCAUUAUACAGCAGCGAUAUAAUCCAUCUAAAUGUCGGAGGAACGAGGUUUUCGACAUCGAGACAGACACUGACUUGGAUACCGGAUUCGUUUUUCACUGCUUUACUCAGCGGUCGUAUAUCGAGCUUGAGAGAUGAAACCGGAGCUAUAUUUAUAGACAGAGAUCCGAAAGUAUUCGGAGUGAUAUUGAAUUAUCUUAGGACAAAAGAUAUAGAUUUAAGCGUCGUUGAUAUUCGUAUACUGAGACACGAAGCCGAGUAUUAUGGAAUCGCUCCUUUAGUCAAACGUUUAGUGCUGUGCGAAGAUCUGAAUCAGUCUUCUUGCGGAGAUGUUCUUUUCUACGGAUAUUUACCACCUCCGAAUCCACCUAUACAAGACGCGAGUACAUCGAGUGCUGCAAAAUCGGACGAAAACGGUGGCACGAAACCAGGCUCGAUUGUACGUAUACCGGAACCAGUUCCACCGCCUAAUUCGCCAUCCGGAUUACCAACAGCUCAUUCGACCAGUUCGUCUAUACCGCAUACUCACGGAUACCAAAGAUGCCAUUCGAGGAAUUCGUCGCUCGAUAUGAGGGUGUCGAUGUCUUCGCGUAAUUCCGACAUACGUAAUCAUAACAAUCGUAACGGACAUUCCAGUAAUGGACAUUCGCGAGCUGCGUCGCUCGAUCUAAGACAUACCAGGAAUUCGUCGGCUGAUCUCAAUAAAUUGAUUAGAAACGACGUGAAUUUAGUGUUUGGCUGUAACCAAGGAUCAAAUUGGGCCGAUCCGUUGAGAGUACAGAUAAUCAAAGCUCAUCAUCACUGGAUCGUGGUAGCUUAUGCGCAUUUCGUCGUAUGCUACAGACUGAAAGACUCAUCCGGAUGGCAGCUCGUGUUCACGUCUCCGUACAUAGAAAGCUGUAUCGAAAGGGUAGCCAUUAACUCGAAAGUAGGUCAAAAUAGUGGCGCAGUUGACGCAUCUUCGACUAGAAUGGUGGCCAUUUCGUACGGUAAUCAGAUACGUUUAUGGGGUAUAACCGAGCAUGGUGCUCGUACCAAUAUUGGUACUUUCAAUUUACACGUUAGAGUGGAAUAUUUAUUCUUUAUCGGUAGUCAAUUGGUGGCGUUGUCUCCGACUGGGAAAAUUGGUGUGUGGCAUGCGAUGACUCAUCAUUGGCAGAUUCAAGAUGUUGUUCCGAUCGCUUCGUUCGAUACCGCGGGGUCGUUUUUAUUGCUCGGAUGUAAUAACGGAUCUAUUUAUUAUAUUGAUAUGCAAAAGUUUCCACUUCGAAUGAAGGAUAACGAUUUGUUAGUAACUGAGCUUUACAAAGACCCAUCGAAUGAUCCCAUCACAGCGAUUUCUGUUUAUUUGACUCCGAAGACCAGUUUAUGCGGUAAUUGGAUCGAAAUAGCUUAUGGGACCAGUUCCGGUACAGUUCGAGUCAUAGUCCAACAUCCUGAAACCGUCGGCCAUGCUCCCCAGCUUUUUCAAACAUUCACAGUGCAUCAGAGUCCAGUCACCAAGGUUACACUGUCGGAAAAAUAUUUAGUAUCUGUUUGCUGCGAAUAUAAUCACGUUCGUACCUGGAGUGUGACCAGAUUCCGCGGAAUGAUAUCGACUCAACCUGGAUCGACUCCGGUAGCGUCGUUUAAAAUUGUCUCUUUGGAAGAGGUUGAGCCAUGUAUCAGUUAUACUGCUGGUAACGACUGUGGUCCAUUUGGAGAACAAGACGACGAACAAGUAUUCGUUCAAAAAGUAAUUCCAGAAACUCCAGAACUCUACGUGAGAUUGGCAUCGAAUGGUAAAAGAGUUUGCGUAAUUCGAGCUGUAGACGGUAUCACAAUCACCUGUUUCUGCGUUCACGAAUGCGACGGAUCGAACAGAAUGGGCUCCAGACCUCGACGUUUCAUAUUCACCGGACACAGUAACGGAGCUCUUCAAAUGUGGGAUUUAACCACAGCUUUAGAUUUAUGCGCCAAGGACCAAGCCUCGCAAAACAGAGGAGGACCUAGCGCCGAAGAAUUACUCAGACUACUAGACCAAUGCGAUCUCAGCACCAGUCAUUGCUCUACUCCUUGCAUAUCUCCUUGCCCAACGCUGCUCGGCUCAGCAGCCCGGAUCAAAGCCUCAAACAUGGCUUUCCUCAACCAGUCUCUAGUUCAACAAACCGAUAACAACACCGCUCAACCACCGACAUCCAGCACCAGUACACCCUCCACUAGCACCACAUCGAACGCACCUGCUACGGCCUCUGGUUCUGGUACAAAUUCGACGACAACAACAACAACUAGUAACGAUGGUAAAUUGUUAUUUUGAUUAUUCGCCUCGUGUUUGCCAUCUUUGAAAUCAAUCGAAGAUGAUGGUAUGUGAUACCUUAUUAUUAUUAUUAUCUAUUUUUCUUAACCCUCUCUCCCCAUCUCCUUAUCCUUACCACCUCUAUACCCUAAUUUGACCAAUUUUAAACGUUUUUUUUCCUGUUUCAUUGUUGUUGUUGUUUGUUGUGUUCGAGGAUAUACUAUUUUUGGUUUACUUAUUAUUGUAUCUCCCUGGUUCUCUCACUCCCAGUCCCCAUUGUAUGGUUUUUCUUUUUUUAUAGCACGUUCAGAGUAAUGGCACAGUAUUAUGGGAACGUGUCGAUAUUCCAUAGACGCGCUUUUAUUUAUUUUUUUUAUCCUGUUUAUUAUAAUAUUGUAAUAAAUAUUGCUUAUGUUUUAA